This is a messenger RNA of Eleginops maclovinus (Patagonian blennie), 1619 nucleotides long. RefSeq names its product TBC1 domain family member 2A-like. The record is from RefSeq and is a predicted model, not a curated record. Lineage: Eukaryota; Metazoa; Chordata; Actinopteri; Perciformes; Eleginopidae.
CUGUAGAGGUCAGGAUGCUCUCUGUGCUGCACCUGUAGAGGUCAGGAUGCUCUAUAUGGUGCACCUGUAGAGGUCAGGAUGCUGUCUAUGGUGCACCUGUAGAGGUCAGGAUGCUCUCUGUGGUGCACCUGUAGAGGUCAGGAGGCUCUCUAUGGUACACCUGUAGAGGGUCAGGAGGCUCUCUAUGAUGCACCUGUAGAGGCCAGGAUGCUCUCUAUGGUGCACCUCCUGGAGUCCAUAUUGAACCUCACGCAGUUGUGGUGUUUCUCUGUGGUUCUGGUGGUUGUUGUGUUUCUCUGUGGUUCUGAUGGUUGUAGUGUUGCUCUGUGGUUCUGAUGGUUGUUGUGUGUCUCAGAGCGGGGCAGACCGGCCUCUCAGUGGUCGCUGGGCCCAGUUCCUCGCCGGUUGGUCCAGCGAUGACUUCUGUUCGUCCCUGGAGCUCAAAGGCCUGUUGCGGGGGGGCAUCCCUCGGGAGUACCGGCAGCGGGUCUGGACCUGGCUGAUCCGGGCCAGAACCAGGAGUGCCAGGGAGCGCCACCCAAAGCGCUACCAGCAGCUUUGUGAGAAAAGCCUGGAGUCUCCUCGUCCCGCCUCCAGACAGAUCCAGCUGGACCUCCACCGCACCCUGACCACCAAUCAGCACUUCUCCUCACCCUCUAGCCCCGCCCUCCAGCAGCUGCGCCGCGUCCUAUUGGCCUUUUCCUGGCAGAACCCUGCCAUUGGCUACUGCCAAGGCCUCAACAGGCUGGCGGCUCUGGCCCUGCUGGUUCUGCAGAGCGAGGAGGAGGCGUUCUGGUGUCUGGUGGCCGUGGUGGAGAACAUCAUGCCUCCGGAUUAUUACACCCAGAAGCUGCUGGCCUCGCAGGCGGAUCAGCGCGUUCUGAAAAUCUUCCUAUCGGAGAAGCUUCCUCGUCUCUCCGCUCACCUGCAGCUUCACAACGUGGACGUGUCGCUGGUCUCCUUCAACUGGUUCCUGGUGGUUUUCGUGGAGAGUCUUCCCAGCGACCUGCUGCUGAGGCUGUGGGACGCCUUCCUGUACGAGGGCAGCAAGGUGAUCUUCAGGUACGCUCUGGCUCUGUUCAAAUACAAAGAGGACGACAUCCUGAAGAUCCAGGAUGGCGUGGAGAUCUACCAGUACCUGCGCUUCUUCACCAAGACCAUCACUGACGGCAGGAGGCUGGCCAGCAUUGCGUUCGGCGACAUGAACCCGUUCCCCGGUCGGCUGCUGAGGAACCGGCGGGUUCUUCACCUGCAGCGUCUGCAGGCGGAGCUGCAGGAUCUGGAGGACCAGCAGCAGGAGUUCAUGAGGGAGAACCGGCGGGACGACAAAGAGCUGGACGUCAGCGAGGACGAAGACGAACUUUUAUAAACUUUCAGGGUUUAUUUCUAAACUGACGAGUGAGAGCAUACACAUGCGGACUCUGACAUGUUUUCCUGUGAAUUCUUCUCUGGUUCCUGUUGGUACUGGUCUACACAAUGAAAAUCAAACUGGUUCAGAACUCAUUGAAUGUUAUUCUGCUAGAGUUAGCCUUCUACCCUAUGAUAGUGGUUCCCUUACCGAGUGCUAUUGGUUUGUUCUGGUCCUGUUUCUCUCUGUAAUGAAACACAUUUCAACACCA